GCCCCUUCUUUUCCCUCAUCCUUCUUUUCUUCGCUACUUCAUCCCGCCGCCGGGUUCUUCUCUUCAUCUUCUUCUGUCUGCCGUCCUUCCUCUCCUCGUAGUGACUUUCUACAAGGAAAUUUUAAAAUAAAUAGUAGUAGUAACAGAAAAGUAGAUAGGGAAAACCGGCGGCCAUUCUACUUCUCAUCGCUGUUCUUCUUACUUCAACAUUUGUGUUGAGAUUGGAAGUUAGCUAUGGCUGCAGAUGAUUUGCAUAAGAAAAAGAAGAAAACUUUGAAGGAAAGGAAGAAGUAUGACUCGGAGACAGGGUUUUCUCCAAUUGAGGGAAACUUUAAUGAAACUAACGAGAAAGUCAAGAAGAAAAGCAAUAAAAAGAAGAAUAAAUAUUCUGAGGAUUCUUCCGAGAGAGCUAAUGCCAUAAACUUUGCCAUUGUUAAAGCAGAUGAAACACAUGAUGUUAAUGAUGGAAGCAACAAGAGUAAGAGGAUGAAAGAUAAAAAAAGAAAGAAUACUAGAACUAUGUCCAGAGCCGAGGAAAUCAGCCAUUCUCAUUCUACUGAAGACGAAAAUGAAGAAGGUUUUGAAAGUGAGCCCAAGGCAAAAAAACUGCGGAAGUCGAGGAAAAAGAAGAGAGAGAAUAUUGACACUGAAAAUGACGAUGUGUCUGGAACACAAGAUGGUACUUUGGCAGAGAAGAAAGGGGAAGACGUAGAAGAUGAUUGCUACGAGAUGUCAUCUGGGGACGAAGAUUAUUCUAAAGGAAUGACAAAAUGGAUUUCCCAAUAUCAUCGGAGUCGGCCUGGUCUCAAGGUUCUGCAAGAAAGGAUCGAUGAUUUCAUAAUGAACCAUGAGGCACAAGAAGCGAAGGCAAGAGCUGAGAGAGAAGCCCAAGUUGCAGAAGGUGGCUGGACAGUGGUAGUACACCACAAAGGUCGGAAAAAGACAACUGAUACCGAAACUGGAGUCGCUGUAGGUUCCGUCGCCCAAGCUGCCGUUCUUGACAAGAUGUCCAAAAAGAAAAAGAAAGAAGUCGGUUUAAAUUUCUACCGGUUCCAGAAAAAGGAAGCACAGAUGAACGAGAUUAUGAUGCUGCAGAGCAAAUUCGAGCAGGACAAGAAGCGGAUACAGCAGUUGAGAGCAGCGCGGAAAUUCCGGCCCUAUUGAUGGGAUGAGAUAUUCAUUGCGUCGAGGUCAGCCGACCGGCCGCCAUGGAUGCUGCUAUGGGUACACACUUGAUCUUGAUUUUUCGUAUUUAGCUAUGAGAAUUGCAACUUAAUUUUUGACAGCUAUGUAGUAACUCUUUGGUGUUGUAUGGAAGUUUUGUUUUUAUUUUUUUAA
This is a messenger RNA of Andrographis paniculata, 1338 nucleotides long. RefSeq lists its product as uncharacterized. The transcript is spliced from 9 exons. Bases 235 to 1164 code for a protein of 309 amino acids. Gene Ontology annotation, biological process: rRNA processing; ribosomal small subunit assembly. The record is from RefSeq and is a predicted model, not a curated record. NCBI's taxonomy places the organism in Eukaryota, Viridiplantae, Streptophyta, Magnoliopsida, Lamiales, Acanthaceae. Gene Ontology annotation, cellular component: CURI complex; UTP-C complex.